This is a messenger RNA of Artibeus jamaicensis (Jamaican fruit-eating bat), 3374 nucleotides long. It is a transcript of the gene EPM2A, whose product is annotated as EPM2A glucan phosphatase, laforin. Lineage: Eukaryota; Metazoa; Chordata; Mammalia; Chiroptera; Phyllostomidae. The coding region runs from base 170 to 1165 and encodes 331 amino acids. Gene Ontology annotation, cellular component: nucleus; cytoplasm. Gene Ontology annotation, biological process: protein dephosphorylation. Gene Ontology annotation, molecular function: protein tyrosine/serine/threonine phosphatase activity; carbohydrate phosphatase activity; protein tyrosine phosphatase activity. The record is from RefSeq and is a predicted model, not a curated record. The transcript has 4 exons.
GCGUGAUGCAGCCCAAAAAAGGGGCAGCCUCGCACGUGUCCCUGCCGGCGCCCAGGCCUCUCGCGUCCGGGCCUCAAACGCUGCGGUCCAAUCGCCGCGGCCGCCUCGCGCUCCGGCCCCGUCUGCCGCCGGGAGACGCGAGGCAAGGGGAGCCCUGCCGCCCGCCGCCAUGCGGUUCCGGUUCGGGGUAGUGGUGCCGCCCGCUGUGGCCGGGGCCCGGCCCGAGCUUCUGGUCGUGGGGUCGCGGCCGGAACUGGGGCGCUGGGAGCCGCCCGGGGCGGUGCGCCUGAGGCCGGCGGGCACGGCGGCCGGAGCCGGGGCGCUGGCGCUGCAGGAGCCCGGCCUGUGGCUCGGGGAGGUGGAGCUGGCGCCGGAGGAGGCGGCGCAGGACGGGGCGGAGCCGGGCCGCGUGGACACUUUCUGGUACAAGUUCCUGAAGCGGGAGCCCGGAGGAGAGCUCUCCUGGGAAGGCAAUGGGCCUCACCAUGACCGCUGCUGUACUUACAAUGAAAACAACGUGGUGGAUGGCGUUUAUUGUCUCCCGAUAGGACACUGGAUCGAGGCCACUGGGCACACCAAUGAGAUGAAGCACACAACAGACUUCUAUUUUAAUAUUGCAGGUCACCAAGCCAUGCAUUACUCAAGAAUUCUACCGAAUCUCUGGCUGGGUAGCUGCCCUCGUCAAGUGGAACACGUGACCAUCAAACUGAAGCACGAAUUGGGUGUCACGGCUGUGAUGAACUUCCAGACCGAGUGGGAUAUUGUGCAGAAUUCCUCAGGCUGUAACCGCUACCCCGAACCCAUGUCUCCAGACACUAUGAUGAAGCUGUACAAGGAGGAAGGCUUGGCCUACAUCUGGAUGCCGACGCCGGAUAUGAGCACCACAGGCCGGGUUCAGAUGCUGCCCCAGGCGGUCUGCCUCCUGCACGCGCUGCUCGAGAACGGACACACCGUGUACGUCCACUGCAACGCGGGGGUCGGCCGGUCCACCGCGGCCGUGUGCGGCUGGCUCCACUACGUGGCGGGCUGGAAGCUGAGGAAGGUGCAGUACUUCGUCGUGGCCAAAAGGCCGGCCGUGUACAUCGAUGAGGACGCCUUGGCCCGGGCCCAAGAAGACUUUUUUCGGAAAUUUGGGAAGGUGCAUUCUUCCAUUUGCAGUGUGUAGGUGGCCGGUCUGCCCGCCCUCUCUCCCAGUCCCCCGUGGAAGCACGGAGCGGUGGCAGUUCAAGAGCCUAGAAACAAAGAUUCCACUCGAAGAGACAGGCCGCUGGCUUCUCCCCCAACCCACCUCUUUUAGUCUGGGGCUGACUUUCUCUUAUGCUUUGGUUGAGCUGUAUCAUCUUUGAAACAUUUCACAAAGGAAGCUGUGACUGACACAGGAGAAAAGGCCACAGGCAUCUGGGCCGUGCACUGCAGUUGUAGCAUCAGACAGAGGGAAUGUGUGCAGUUCCCGCCCCCGGCCGUGCUGACGCUGUUUGUUGUGUUGUGAAUUCACUGCUGCCAUUUCUUGCUGCGGAAAGUGGCACGCAGAAAAAAAGAUAGGGCGUUAAGUAGAUGUCAUCACUUGUAUGUGUGCGUGCACACACACCCGCACCCACCCACCCCCGCACACAAACACACACACACAAACAUUUUCUACUGAAAUGGUAAAAUGAGAGCUGGUCAAUUGCCAAAUAAGGACACAAGGGUAGAAGCCUGGACUAUGACAAAUGAAGACCUCAGUGUGACCAAAAUCGGUGGCUUUCUAGUCCUUGAUUUUGCAUCCUGCUUCAAAGUCUGUUCCACAGCAUCACCUUCCUGAUCCAGCCAUGACCCCAUGUAACAUCCAAAGUAGAGUUAGUGUCUCUCCCUUUGUUUUAAUUGAGGUUCAGUGAACACAGACAGGUUGCUUAAGGGUUCAAUGCUAUUUAAGAAUGAGCUGGAGAUUUUUUGACUCAGUGCUUCUUCAACACAGCUUGUUCUGCCAGCAAACGCUAGCGAACUCACUUUCUCUGUUACAGAGUCAGGUUGCUGUUUCUGCAGCAGUUCUUACCAUGAGAAAUGGAACAGCAAUCUGAUCAGUUGCCAAAGAAUUCAGGAGAGUUCUUAUAUUUUGUAUGACCUGCUUUAAGACCUGGUGGGCUGUCUCAAGGCCAAGUGCACUGAGCCAUAGUUCACAAGAGGAGCUGCAUGGGUGGGGCGAAAGUAGGUUUAUGGUGCAAGUACGUGAAACAAGUUUAUUCCUGUUUCGUUAUUUAUUAAUUAUUGUGUUAGUUUCCAUAUGAACAACUGUAAACCUACUGGGCCUCAUGCUGUAUUACCGACAGAUCUCCCAGAGCCCAGACGCAUAGCUCGUGGCUGCACAGCUGGGGAGCCGUCCUGGUCCGCACUCAGGGUAGCCCCAUGACAAUACACAGUGCACCGUCACUGUGCCUCCAGGAAGUGCAGCCCACGGCCUCUCCCUAGAUCCUGCUGGCAACUCAAAGACAAAUGAGAACGAGACUUUGCCCGUGAAAGCUCGUAGCCUAGGAACAGCCCGUGUUCCAUUUGGUACCACAUAGGAUUGAACCGUGGAUGCCAUACCAGGUAUUGGGUGCGUCUUAUGUGCUAGGAGCUUUGCCACCUUAUCCCUUUUAAUCUUCGCAGUGCCCAUGAGGGAGGCCUUGUCCUCUCCACUAUACAGACGAGGUAAGUAAGGCCCAGAGAGGUUAAAGCAACUGGGUAGGACAACAUGGGAAAUAAACAGAGGAAAUGAGAUACACAUCUAGGUUUGUCUGAGUCAAAGCCUAUACUGUUCCUACUAAACUGUAAUUCUCAUUUAGUUUUCUUUCGUAAAUGUUAAUUGAUAGCUAUGAGGCAGUCUGGUUUGGGAAGGGUGGGAAUGAGAGGGAUGCCAGGUGAGACCCAGUGGCGUUCAGAGGAGGGAAGGGAGCUUUGUAACCGUGGGCCUCAGGGGAGAGGGCGUCUGGUUUGGCAGGGAAGGUCGGACAAGGCACAUUUCUCCUAUAGUUUUACAAAGUUAGAUUUGUAAGCCAAGAUGGAAUAAUAUGAAGUCCAGCUCCCUUGCUAGAAAGACUAGAGGUAACUAUUGUAAAAAAAAGUCACCCCUUUAUGGUCAUAAUGCAUUGUGUAAAAUUUAAUCUUAAAAACAAAGUAUUUCUAACUAAUUGUAUAUUUGUGUGUGAAUUUCCUUAAUGUCUAUGAAAUCCAAUUAUGUAAUUUUCACUAAAGGAAAAUCCUUUUUGAAUGAAAUUUUUUUGUUGUUCUGAUAGGCAAAAUUAUUUUAGGGCUAAUAAAGAAUGUUUUGGAAUAACUUCCCUUUUCUUCAGUGGUUGGAUUGUCUGGUGUAUUUCAAAAUCACCUGUAAUUUCUCCUCAAUAAAAGAAUUGAAAUGA